UUUGCUCUGUGCUUCCUCUUUUCGUUUGAGACUGAAUCGACGAGAACAUCCAAAAUGGUCAACGUUCCGAAGCAGCGCCGCACAUACUGCAAAAAGUGCAAGGUUCACCGCGUACACAAGGUGACGCAGUACAAGAAAUCGAAGGAACGAAAGGCGUCCCAGGGUCGUCGUCGUUACGAUCGUAAACAGCAAGGUUUCGGUGGUCAAACGAAGCCCAUCUUCAGGAAGAAGGCCAAGACCACCAAGAAAAUUGUGCUGCGUAUGGAGUGCGUCGAUUGCAAGUACCGCAAACAGACCCCGUUGAAGCGCUGCAAACAUUUCGAGCUCGGCGGCGACAAGAAGCGCAAGGGACAGAUGAUUCAGUUCUAGGCUUUUGUUUUGAUUGUUUCAAGAACGCUGGGAAUCGACAUUGUGAAUAAAAGAACGUCAAACGCCGGAUGUACUCGAUGCCAACGUGGGCUACCAUAUAACGGAAGCAGUUGGCAUGUGUUCGGUCUGCGUUUGCUCAUGAUGUGAAAAAAA
This is a messenger RNA of Anopheles cruzii, 522 nucleotides long. It is a transcript of the gene RpL36A, whose product is annotated as 60S ribosomal protein L44. NCBI's taxonomy places the organism in Eukaryota, Metazoa, Arthropoda, Insecta, Diptera, Culicidae. Bases 55 to 369 code for a protein of 104 amino acids. The record is from RefSeq and is a predicted model, not a curated record. Gene Ontology annotation, biological process: translation. The transcript is spliced from 3 exons. Gene Ontology annotation, cellular component: cytosolic large ribosomal subunit; ribosome. Gene Ontology annotation, molecular function: structural constituent of ribosome.